Molecule: messenger RNA, 1993 nt
Organism: Paramormyrops kingsleyae
Lineage: Eukaryota; Metazoa; Chordata; Actinopteri; Osteoglossiformes; Mormyridae
Gene: foxd7
Product: forkhead box D7
Biological process (GO): regulation of transcription by RNA polymerase II; cell differentiation; anatomical structure morphogenesis
Molecular function (GO): RNA polymerase II cis-regulatory region sequence-specific DNA binding; DNA-binding transcription factor activity, RNA polymerase II-specific
Source: RefSeq, a predicted model, not a curated record
AGCCUAUAUCUAAAACAUUAAAAUUUUAUUAUGGGUAUAGGCCUACUAUUUUGAUAUGCUAUGUUAAAUACACAAUUUUAUAGAAUCGUACAGCUGUGCGAUGGGCAUGAUAUCUAAAGUAAAUUUCAUUGUUUGUAAUGAGUCGUGCAAUUGAGAAAUAAAGUGACUUCAGAUAAUAAUACACGCGUUUCUGAGAAAUAUUACUUCAGACAAAUAAUCAGAUCGAAACAGGAAGAGUCAUGUUAAGAUGGACUAUUUUUGGACGGUUUUUCUAGGACAUCAACAGGAGGACGCCUCGUGUUUUUGGUGUUUUUCGCGGAUUUCAUUGGAGAGGAGUCCGCUGCAUCUUAAGCACUUCACAAUGACAUCACGGUCACCUGAUCUCAUUAUGGUUACAGUUAACGAGGAAAAAAGUGCUGUGACGGACAACGCUAGAGUCUUUGGAAGGCUUAUCGUUUUAUUUCACUUCGUCCGCCCUUUCUCGACAGCAAGAUACCGAGUUUUUAAAGGUAAACUUUUAUUUGUGCAACACGUGUAGGAGGGUCUGAGUUGCAGUUUAACGACUUUUUGCUGGGUGGGGAGCUUACAGAAAAUCGAACAGCUGGUAUUUCUAUGUAUGUAACAUUCAAUAUAUUUCUGAAUGGGAAACGAAAAGACAGGUUUGUUCUGGCAGAAAAAAUAAUCUGCUAUUUUCAGAUCGGUGUCGCAUAUCCUGCCAGUGGCACAGGUGGCGUUGGGUCUGUUUUUGGAUUAUGACUUUAGACGCAGAACCCAUGGAAGAUCCCGACAUCGACGUGGUGGGAGACGGUAAUAAGGAUCCCAGGAAGAAGACUUGUUUGACGCAACUUUCGGAAAAAGCGAAAGACGAUUCAGAGCUUGAACCGAGCAGUGCAGCCUCUUCUCCCAAAACACGAGACAAAGUGAGUGAGGAGUACGAUUCUCCGCCAGAAGCUGGUCCUGCCGUGGUGAAAAGCAGCGUUUCCGUUAAGCCGCCGUAUUCCUAUAUUGCUUUGAUCACUAUGGCCAUCCUUCAGAGCCCGAAGAAGCGCCUCACGCUGAGCGAGAUAUGCGAGUUUAUCAGUCACCGCUUCGCUUACUACAGGGAGAAAUUCCCGGCCUGGCAGAAUUCAAUCAGACACAAUCUGUCACUGAACGACUGCUUUGUCAAAAUGCCCCGGGAACCCGGUAACCCGGGGAAGGGAAACUACUGGACGUUAGAUCCCAUGUCUUCUGACAUGUUUGAGAACGGAAGCUUUUUGCGGCGGAGGAAGCGUUUCAAGCGGCAGCACUUCAGAUUCAGCAUGCUGAAGGAGCCGCAGAUGGAGUCCGGCGCAGUACCCAGCUUUACGUACGGCGCUUACGGGAUCGGGACGACCUGCCUGCAGAUGGUCCCUUUGGAGUUAUCCCCCAUGGGCACGGAUCACCCCUCGGGCUCGCCCUGCGCUCCCAGCAUCCCACCUGUCAGCAGCAUCUUGCCGGCGCUUUCCACCCUGUUUUCCAGGACCUCCCACGCCGGCACAAAGACUUUUUUCCCAUCGCCGACUCUCCCGUACGAGUCACUCAGCACGGCUCGCUGCACUCCGGUCUCCUCCGCUUUACUACCUGAAUACCGACAUUUUCCCAGCGGGCUACUCCAACCAAUGGCCUCCCCGCAUCUCCUCAGUCUACAGCAAGAAUAUCAUAAAAUGCACUCCCUGCACAGCAGCUCUCUCCUGUCUAGUAAACUGCUCCAGCAGCUCGGAGAUGGAAGUAACUUAUAGCUGUGCUUGAUGUUGCUAUAUAUACUAUUCAGGAUACUGCUCCGAUUUAGAUUUCUUGAAGCACGUGCGUCAAUUAAUCAUUUUGAAGAGGUUUUUUUUUUUGUAAUUGUACAGUUUUUUAAAUUUUAUUUUCAUUGUGCUUCAGUGCUGUUAACAAUUUAAGAUUCGCUGCGCCUUUUCUAAAUGAACUGUAAAUUUUAACGUAUCUAAUAUCAAGCAGAAGAAUAAAAUUU